UCACACAGAUUGACCUUAUUUACCGUCAGAUUAAACCACAUCCAAUGGCUGUAAAUAGUUACAAACAAAAUCAACAAUUCCCUCCAAAACCAAAUAUUCAAAAAAUUUCAACACCAUCCUUAUAUAAACCCACCCCAAAAAUCUUAUUUCCCACCCCAAUUAAAACAUCAAUUUCCACCAAAAAUCCAAUCUAAACUUAAAAACUCAAAUUCGGAAUCUCGAGAACGAGAAAAUGUCAGGAAGAGGGAAGGGAGGAAAGGGGUUAGGAAAGGGAGGAGCAAAGAGGCACAGGAAGGUUUUGAGGGAUAACAUCCAAGGUAUCACUAAACCCGCCAUUCGUCGCUUAGCGAGGCGAGGUGGAGUUAAGAGGAUCAGCGGCCUUAUUUACGAGGAAACUCGCGGUGUAUUGAAGAUAUUUUUGGAGAAUGUGAUUAGAGAUGCUGUUACCUACACUGAGCAUGCUCGCCGUAAGACUGUUACUGCUAUGGAUGUUGUCUAUGCUCUUAAGAGGCAGGGCCGUACUCUCUACGGGUUUGGUGGUUAGAGUAUAAUAAGUUUUAGGGUUUUUAUUUUGGAUUUGAGUUUUGAUGUAAUUUGAGAUUUGAUUGUUAAUGUGAAAUAUAUGAAUUAAAUAUUUGCUAAUUUGCAGUCUCUGUUGUUUUUGUAUUCUUUACUUUCGUAGUUUUGUUUGUUAUUUGAAUUUGAUCUUCAAAAUUACGAAUUGAAAAAUGAUCAUGUUA
Chenopodium quinoa (quinoa) is the source of this 740-nucleotide messenger RNA. Its product is annotated as histone H4. Bases 233 to 544 code for a protein of 103 amino acids. Gene Ontology annotation, cellular component: nucleosome. Gene Ontology annotation, molecular function: DNA binding; structural constituent of chromatin; protein heterodimerization activity. Gene Ontology annotation, biological process: nucleosome assembly. The record is from RefSeq and is a predicted model, not a curated record. NCBI's taxonomy places the organism in Eukaryota, Viridiplantae, Streptophyta, Magnoliopsida, Caryophyllales, Amaranthaceae. The transcript has a single exon.